Messenger RNA from Scomber japonicus (chub mackerel), 1591 nucleotides. RefSeq names its product NIM1 serine/threonine protein kinase a (gene nim1ka). NCBI's taxonomy places the organism in Eukaryota, Metazoa, Chordata, Actinopteri, Scombriformes, Scombridae. The transcript is spliced from 5 exons. The record is from RefSeq and is a predicted model, not a curated record. The coding region runs from base 1 to 1437 and encodes 478 amino acids. Gene Ontology annotation, molecular function: tau-protein kinase activity; protein serine/threonine kinase activity; ATP binding. Gene Ontology annotation, biological process: intracellular signal transduction; protein phosphorylation; microtubule cytoskeleton organization. Gene Ontology annotation, cellular component: cytoplasm.
AUGACUGCUGUCUGCCCCUCUGAGAGCAGCCCAGAUGGGGCUGAAGCUGGUGCCACCACAGCCGGCUCAAGGUGUUCGGGGGCAGCAGGCACUGCUGGGAGCAGUUCAGUUUCUGGGGCUGACACUGGGGGGUCUAAUGGAGAUUCUGUGGGAGGCACAGCUGGAGUUACUGGUGGCAACAGGUACAGCCGCUGGAGCCGCCAGGACAGCUCAGACAUCAACACAGAUGAUGAGGGAGCCACCAUCCGCCGUCUCACUCCACUGGAAAGACUGAACCUGGAUAUGUGCCAAGAUGAUCGAGUGGUCCGUGAGCUGACAGUGGGCAGGAGAAUCGGCUUUUACAAAAUUCGAGGAGAGAUCGGCUGCGGAAAUUUCUCCCAUGUCAAGCUAGGAAUUCAUGCACUCACCAAAGACAAAGUGGCCAUAAAGAUCCUAGAUAAAACCAAGUUGGAUCAGAAGACACAAAGGCUGCUGUCCAGAGAAAUCUCUAGCAUGGAGAAACUUCAUCAUCCCAACAUCAUACGCCUCUAUGAGGUGGUGGAGACGUUGACACGGUUACACCUGGUGAUGGAGUAUGCAGGCGGAGGGGAGUUAUACACCAAGAUAACUACAGAAGGGAAACUUUCUGACACUGACAGCAAGAUCGUCUUUGCUCAGAUCCUCUCUGCUGUUAAGCACAUGCAUGAAAACAACAUCAUUCACCGUGACUUGAAGGCAGAAAAUGUCUUCUACACCAGCAGCUGUUGUGUCAAAGUGGGUGACUUUGGCUUUAGUACAUUGAGCUGCCGCGAUGAGACACUUAACACGUUCUGUGGCUCCCCGCCUUACGCUGCUCCUGAGCUGUUUCGCGAUGAGCAUUACAUUGGCAUCUUUGUGGACAUUUGGGCCCUUGGGGUGAUGCUGUUCUUUAUGGUGACGGGCACCAUGCCGUUCAGGGCAGAUACUGUGGCCAAACUUAAACGAUGCAUCCUGGAGGGGGCCUACGUUCUGCCCUCCUGGGUGCCAGACACAUGCCAGAGGUUGAUCAGGGGCAUCCUCCAGCCCAUACCAUCUGACCGCUGCACAGUGGAGCAGAUGAUAGGCUGUGAGUGGCUGCUCCCUGUGGACUUCCCACAGGCCAUGGAACCCUUUAAACUGGACCCGUCAUACCUUGCUGAAAGUGAUUCAUCUGAGCUGGGUGCAGAAGAGGUAGAGGUAAAAGCAGCACUGGAGACACUAGGAAUCACCUCUGAGCACAUUCUCAACAACCAGGGGAAGGAUUGCAGGAGCUCAAUCACAGGGGUCUACAGGAUCCUCCUGCACCGUGCCCACAAGAGACGGGCUGUAGAGAGCAUGCCUGUGGUUGCACAGGUAGUCGGACCAACUACAAAUAAAAAGGAACGUCUAAAGGUGUACCGUAGUUUACGGCACACAUCCAAACUCUGUUUGAUUCUGUGACAAUAUGCUCAGCUUUGUUCUGAAAAUAAUAGACUUUAUAGUCUGGGAUGAGAUUGCAUGGAUUUCAUUAGAAAUAAAAAGUGCUUUCCAAUCCAGCUGUAUGAAUUGAAAUCAUGGUAUGUAACCCCACUCAGUUCCUGAAAUCUGGGAUUUC